Dipodomys ordii (Ord's kangaroo rat) is the source of this 4189-nucleotide messenger RNA. RefSeq names its product protein FAM208A-like. Gene Ontology annotation, molecular function: chromatin binding. The transcript is spliced from 15 exons. Gene Ontology annotation, cellular component: nucleoplasm; heterochromatin. NCBI's taxonomy places the organism in Eukaryota, Metazoa, Chordata, Mammalia, Rodentia, Heteromyidae. The coding region runs from base 23 to 3664 and encodes 1213 amino acids. Gene Ontology annotation, biological process: protein localization to heterochromatin; negative regulation of gene expression, epigenetic. The record is from RefSeq and is a predicted model, not a curated record.
GAAGUUAGAUGUUGAAACAGUUAUGAGUAUUGAUCAUCUGAAGCAGAAAAUUCCUCCAGCAUUGUUUUAUAAGGAAACCUACUUAGGUCCAAAUGAAGGUUUGAAGAAUGGGAUGUAUUGUAGCCUUUAUGAAGUUGUAGAAAAGCCAAGAAUUGGAAAUAACUUGGAAAGUUUACUGCAAAAACUGGAGAAAGAAAAACUUGUUCUUGUUAAGCCUUUGGGAGACCAAGGAUACCUUUUUCUUCUUUCUCCUUGUCAGAUGGUUCCUCCUUAUGAACAUCAUACAGUCAAGUCUCGAGUCCUACACGCCCUGUUUCUAUUUCAAGAACCUAGAACUAUAAUUACUUCACAAAAAGGUCCAACCAAUGCAGCAUCACAGGAAAGGCAUGAGAGCAUGCCAGAUGUUUUAAAAAUAACUCAGUUUUUACAAUUUGCGUUGAUUCAGUGUCGAAAGGAAUUCAAAAAUAUAAAUACUAUAAAUUUUCAUUCUGUUGUUGAAAAGUAUGUAAGUGAAUUUUUUAAGCGAGGUUUUGGCUCAGGUAAACGAGAGUUUAUCAUGUUUUCUUAUGAUGCACGAUUAGAUGAUAGAAAGUUCUUAUACUCAGCACCAAAAAAUAAAUCCCAUAUUGAUGAAUGUUUGCAUACAUAUAUUUUUCAACCUGAAAUGUAUCAGUUACCUAUUUUUAGAUUGAAAGAGCUAUUCGAAGAAAAUAGAAAACUUCAGCAGUUUAGUCCACUUUCAGAUUAUGAAGUUCAAGAAGAAGAAAUGAAUGGCACAAAAAUGAAAUUUAGAAAACGAAAUAAUUCAAGGAGUGAAACUAUAAAACCUAGAAAACAAAAAUCAUCUCAUUCUUUGGAUUAUGAUGAGGAUAGAGUCAAAGAAUUGAUUAACUUAAUUCAGUGUAGGAAAAAAAAUGUGGGUGGGGACUCAGACACUGAAGAUAAGAGAAGCAAAUCUGUCAUGAAGAGGAAACUUGAGGAUCUACCUGAAAAUAUGAGAAAACUUGCCAAAACAAGUAAUUUACCUGAAAAUUGCCAUCUGUUUGAAGAGUCUCCACAACCUGUUGCCUUAGUUGGACAUGAUGAUGACUGGAGACUGCAACAGCAAGAUACCUCUAACUCCAAUAAUUCUAAUGUCAAAACAUUGUUUAAUUGGCUUUCAGAAACACUUGCAAAUGCACGCCAUUCUGAUGCAUCUCUGACAGACACAGUGAACAAAGCCUUAGGAUUGAGUACUGAUGAUGCCUAUGAAGAAGAACUGAGACAUGAGUAUGAGUUAAACUGUGCAUCAGAUAGGAAAGAUUAUGUGCAGUCAAAUUGCACAAAAAUUGAAAAUGUACAUUUUAAGAAUGCUCAGAGUCCACAGCUGGAAGCUGACACAUCUUUACAGUUUCCUGUUACUAUUUCUGCUGGUGAAAUAGGCACUGGCCAUAAGCUGCAUUUGAUAGAAGAUGCAAAUUUAAUUAACGUCAAUAAUUUUGAAGAGUGCAGUUUGUGUCCCACUGUUCCCAUUGAACAUGGAUUCCAUAGACAACACUCCAAGUCAAGUAAUGUUGAAGAGACUGAAAUACACUGGAAAUUGAUUCCCAUUACAGGAACAAAUGCAAGAAGUCCAGAAGACCAUCUGGGGAAACAUGAUGAGAAACAAACACCAGACACAGUAAAGCGCACCAGUGAGGAUGACGUAUUGACAGGUCAGGUGAUGACAGUUGAAGAGCAGUGUGUGCCAGCAGCAGAGCCUUCAGCAGUGAGUGAGACUACAGAGAGAACAGUGUUAGGAGAGUUCAUUGUCUUUUCUAGGAAAUUAGAAGAAACUCUGAAGCAAACAAAUGUUUCAUAUAUUAGGAGCACAUGUACACCUGACUGUACACCACGAAAGAAGAUGAAACGACUUUCUAAGUUUACAUAUUCUAAGACUUACAAAGCUGGUAUGCAGGAAUUUGUAGAUGGUUUGUGUGAAAAACUAAACACUGCUAUUAAUGCAUCAGUCAGGGGUUGGGAUUUGCCAACAGUCAAUGAUUCUGGUACCACAAUAACAUUGAAUACGAUGGGAAAGCGUGUCAUAUCCGUUUCCUCAAGUGACUUCAACAAUAAAGACCUCCUUGAGCCAUUUUGUAGUGAUGGAUUAAAAGACAUGAACUCCAAUGAACUACAACAACAUUCCUCUUCAACUUUAACUGAAGUAGAAAUGAACCAGCCACAUCAUGCCACAGAAUUAAUGAUGACUUCAGACCAUAUUGUACCUGGUGAAAUUGCUAGGGAACCAUUAGAAAAAGAAAUAACAAAAUCGCCCAGUGAUAUAACCAUUUCUGCCCCACCAGCUCUUUCAAAUUUUAUAAGCCAAUUAGAGCCUGAAGUAUUUAAUAGUUUGGUUAAAAUCAUGAAAGAUGUCCAGAAAAAUACUGUGAAGUUUUAUAUUCAUGAAGAAGAAGAGUGUAUGCUCUCUAAAGAAAUAAAGGAAUAUCUUACCAAAUUAGGCAAUACAGAAUGUCAUCCAGAACAGUUUUUGGAAAGACGAUCAGAACUAGAUAAACUAUUGAUUAUUAUCCAAAAUGAAGACAUUGCAGGUUUCAUUCACAAGGUACCUGGCUUGGUGACUUUAAAGAAACUCCCCUCUGUUAGUUUUGCUGGUGUUGACAGCCUGGAUGAUGUUAAAAAUCAUACCUACAAUGAAUUAUUUGUAUCUGGAGGUUUUAUUGUAUCUGAUGAAUCAAUUCUAAAUCCAGAAGUUGUCACAAUUGAGAGCCUUCAAAUUUUUUUGACAUUCCUUGAAGAACUUAGCACUCCGGAAGGAAAAUGGCAGUGGAAAGUACACUGCAAAUUUCAGAAAAAACUAAAGGAAUUGGGCAGGUUAAAUGCCAAAGCUCUUAGUCUGUUAACACUUCUGAAUGUCUAUCAGAAGAAACAUUUAGUUGAAAUUUUAUCAUACCACAGUUGUGAUUCACAAACUCGAAAUGCUCCAGAAUUGGAUUGCCUUAUCAGACUUCAGGCUCAAAACAUACAACAACGACAUAUCGUCUUUUUAACAGAGAAGAAUAUCAAGAUAUUUUCCAACUACCCAGAAAAUGGAAUAGUUGUUGCAACUACUGAAGACUUUAUGCAAAACUUCAAAAAUCUUGUGGGCUAUCACAACUUAAUCCCAGAAGAAAAUGUCCCAUCGCUUGGUGCUACUGAGAAUCUUGAGUCCCAGUCAGCUCUUUUAGAAAACGAUGAAAAGGACGAAGAGGAUAUGUCUCUGGAUUCAGGGGAUGAAAUCUCACAUAUAGAAGUAUUCAGCAGUUUUCAUUCAGAAAUAUUGGCGAAAGAGACCAAAGGAUCAAGUGGAACAGAUCAAAAAAAGAAUAUUCAAAUUGAAUUGCAAUCGUCUCUAGACGUGCAAAAAAGUUUAUUAGAAGAUAAGACUUACCAAAUUGAUUGUGAAGAGAGAGCUCCUAUUCAUAUAGUAUGCUCUGAAGGAGAGGACAGCAAUUCAGAACAAGAUUCAUAUAGCCAUUCUUGGGUUUAUCAUAAUGAAUUAAAUGUGUCCCAUCAGUUUAGUCAUUUUAAUGUUCUUACUCAUCAGACAUUUUUGGGGACACCAUAUGCCCUUUCAUCAAAUCAGUCUCAAGAAAAUGAAAAAUUAUAUCUUCUUACAAAAGCUUCACUAGAGAGAAAUCUCCAUUAAGUUAAGGGGAAAAAAAUGAUUGUUUUUUUUAUAGGUUAUUGUGUACUUUGUUUCUUAAAAGUGAAUGAACAAUUUAUAUUUCAUUCUUUAAACAAAAGGUUCUUAUCCUUUCUAAAAUGUUUUUCCCUCAUAUUUAAAUCAUGAUGGCCUGUAACAUCUGAAGCAUCUAAAAACUGAAAUAAAUAUAUAUUUUUUAACAAAUUGUACUUGAAUUAUCUCAUGUUGGCACUUUUUAUGUUUUACAUUUGUUACCUGUAGUUGCACUUCAAAUUGAAGGCUAUCUUCUAUGUAAAAUUAGAUAUUAAUAGAAAUAUAGUAAACAGCAAUGGCUUUACUUUUAUUUUCUCUCAUGUCAGAUUUUGCUGAAACAAAUUGUCAACUAUUUAUUUUAGAUAAAGCCUUUGUAUAGUGUUUACACAGGUCUAAGCCAUUGCUGUUAAUAUUUAUAGGAUUUUGGUUCUGUAUCUCAAGAUGUAUCUAACAAUGCAAUUUUAUCUAGGUAAUAAACUUAUGUAUAUAAUAAUA